UCGUCACUCUCAAAACCUCUUUGCAGGCAGUCGUGAAUUGGACUGCCUUCAAUGAGAGGCAAAGCUAAUCUCCGUUUAGCCAGUAGUAUGCCUUGCAGCACUUGUGAUUUUUUUUCUUUUGCAAAAUGUGGCUUUGAACCCGAGUCUAUUCGUUCGUGAAUAGUUCAUGACUCGUCAGGCUAGAAUGACAGCUACAAACUCCCCGAUAUCAAAAUUCAGCUCGUAUGACGAGUACGGAUUUGAGAGGCCCGUGGAUUUUGAUGUGGCAGCUUACGAGGCUUUCAUGUCCGAGUAUCUUGGCGUUUUGGUGAGACGAGGACAAAAAUGGGAGAAACUCUUGCAAAAGUCCUCGGCUGAGGACCUCAAAAAGAAUCGAACAUUGAAAAGAUUUGUCAGAAAAGGCAUUCCCAAUAAGUAUCGGACUAAGGUCUGGAUGCGAAUCAGUGGAGCGGAUGACAAACGGAAAGCCAAAAGAACGCAUUAUAAAGACAUGCUAUCGCAACCUCUCAACGAUGUGGUUGCUCAAGAACAGAUCAAGAACGAUCUUCACCGAACGUUUCCAAAUAAUAUGUAUUUUACCAAAGACAACGACGUCAAAAGUCUGAAGAGGCCUUUGCAUAAUGUUUUGUUGGCAUUCGCUAAUUCAAGCCCUCACAUUGGAUAUUGCCAGGGGUUGAAUUACAUUGCUGGACUGUUGUUGAUUGUUACGAAGGAUGAGGAAAAAUCAUUUUGGCUACUAAAAUGCCUCACCGACGACCUGCUUCCUCAGUAUUAUGGACCAGAUAUCCCUGGCUUGUUAACCGAUGUUAAAGUUUUGGCAGAAAUAAUCAGAAUCAAAUCACCCACCGUUUAUCGCCAUGUGGAGGCUUUCAAGAUGCCAUGGGCUUUGGUUUGCUCCAAAUGGUUUGUGUGUCUGUUUAGCGACGUUCUUCCAGUGGAGACAGUUUUGAGACUUUGGGAUUGUCUAUUUUAUGAAGGAUCCAAGAUUCUUCUGCGGGCAGCUAUCUCAUUAAUUCUUAUGAACACGGAAAAUAUCCUUAAAACCAAAGAAUUCUCCGAAAUGGUGCAGACGUUUCAGAAUUGUACGCUCACUUCGGACACAAUGCAAUGUCACGACUUCAUGACUACAAUCUUCCAAAAGUCAAGUCCGUUGCCCUCAAAGACGAUCACAAAACUUCGACAUCGAUAUGGAUACGAAGCAUAAUCAAUGGAAUCACUGGAAUGAUGACUGUCUUUAUCAAAUUGUUGCAACACAUUGAAUAAACUAAUUUCAAAUAUUA
Molecule: messenger RNA, 1280 nt
Organism: Tigriopus californicus
Lineage: Eukaryota; Metazoa; Arthropoda; Copepoda; Harpacticoida; Harpacticidae
Product: growth hormone-regulated TBC protein 1-like
Exons: 6
Coding region: 167-1204 (345 amino acids)
Source: RefSeq, a predicted model, not a curated record